Cutaneotrichosporon oleaginosum is the source of this 2463-nucleotide messenger RNA. RefSeq lists its product as uncharacterized. Gene Ontology annotation, biological process: double-strand break repair via nonhomologous end joining. Gene Ontology annotation, molecular function: DNA-directed DNA polymerase activity; DNA binding. Lineage: Eukaryota; Fungi; Basidiomycota; Tremellomycetes; Trichosporonales; Trichosporonaceae. Gene Ontology annotation, cellular component: nucleus. The record is from RefSeq and is a predicted model, not a curated record.
AUGUCCGCCUUAGCGCCUGGCACGGGGAUCUUCGCCCCUCCGGCAUGGCAGGACGAUGUGUUCGCCCACCUCGACCGAAUCGAAACUGACUCGGCGUUCAAUGAGGAUCCAGAAGACAUUGAGGCGUAUGAGGCGUGGGUGCGCUCCGAGGUCGUGCGCAAGCUGGGAGGACAUGGGGAUACUCACAACGCAUCCAGCCGCGUCGCUUCUUCCCGGGUCAAUCACGAUGUCGCACCGGCAUCUCGGUCCUCCUCUCCUCCAUCGCGACUCAGUUCCCCUUCCAACUCUAGAAUCGCACGCCCCAGCGGAAUCAGUCUCCCACACCACACGCAGCUCCAGACCCGACACAUCAUUGGGACGCCCGCGCGUAUCAGUACCGCUCCUACAAUCGCGACGCCCACUCUUACCGCCCCCCUUCCCCAUCCUCCAAGUACCCGUAUUAGACUCUUGGACUCGCCCAUGAGUAUCGCGACUCCUCAGUCGCCUGAUAGAACAGACCCCAGCGCUAUCGCACGUGGACGUCGCGAUGAUCCGGCUACACCCGUGCCCCUCGGUACAGCAGAGCUCGACAAACUCAAAAAGCGAAAGGGGUUCCAAGAGCUCACCAAGCACCUUGCAGACAUCAUGCCCCCGCCAGCCCUUCCUCAGUCCGCAGGUCGUGGGCUGGGGCGAGGACGUGGAAGGGGACGGGGCCGUCUUGGAAUGACUGGGCGCGCCAAAAUCGGAGGAACCGCGCUUGCUGGCACGCGCAUCUGCCUCGCCCCGAGUGGACCGUGCAAGCCUCGCGCGGCUAUCAUCGUUCAGUUGGGUGGGGAGGUGGUACUUCAUCCUGACACCGCCGUCACACAUGUCAUCGAGGAUUCAGGCGCGUCAGCUGCCAUGCUCGCACGCCGACUUGGACUCCAGUCUCUUUCGGAUCUGCCGGUCGGGACGCAGAUCGUCAAGUGGGAAUGGGUCACCCAAUGCAAGUUUGAAGCCAAGCUACUGCCAACUGACAACUACCUCACCUUCCCCAGAACUACGCAACGCUCGCAUACACCUUCCGACUCCGAGACAGAAUCUGAUCGCCCACGGCGCAUGACGGCGGCCCGUCGCCGCACCGCAGGCUUCGAUGCCGGCGGCUUACCUCCUCGCUCGGUGCCCGCCCUCCAAAUGGCGCGCUCCGGUCCGCACGCGAUUACAACACGCAACGCUUCGCGAAACCCUUCCCGCCCUGUUUCCACCGACAAUCUAUCCAGCAUACAUCGCUCCAGUGACACUGAUCGCAUUGCCACGCGCCAUGAGCCAUCUGGAGGUCCGGGGUGGAUUGAGCCGACCGGUGGAGAGCAGGAUGCACUUGACAUUCUAAUCGUUGGCGUCAAAAACGGAAGCGUGUCCACAGAAGGUGUGGAAUCCGGUUCGGAGGCUGAGGACGAGCCUGGCAACCCGUCACGCAAAGCCGACUUCUACAAAUGCGGGCAGAAGCACGAAGGCGAACCAAGCAGAGGCCCAAACGAGUGGCUUGCCGUCCAGUUCGACAAGCUCCAUCACGUCUACGAGGGUCAGCAGGGCAAGAAUGAGUUUGCGAUCCGUGGAUAUCAGCGAGCUGCCGGUAUUCUGCGCCGCACUGAUAUACCAAUAAUCAGCGGCGCGCAAGCGCGCAAGAUUAAAGGCAUCGGGGAGAGCUUAGCUCAGCGGAUAGAUGAGUUUCUCGAAGGACGCCAAGGCCGCGCGUAUUACGAGGACACGCUUGAGGCUCGCACCAUCGCCACAUUUAAGGACGUAUACGGCGUAGGUAAAAACUUUGCGGCUGAGCUGUAUCGCAAAGGCGCCCGGACGAUUGAAGACUUGAAGACAAAGGAAUACGGCUUGACCUCAGGACAACGGCUCUACGACGACCUCAUUUCGCGCAUUCCACGCGAUGAGUGCCGGCAACUGUUCGAGUUGAUCCGUGAUGCAGCGCUGGCUAUCGAUGGCAAGCUAUGGGUAGAGAUCAUGGGCAGCUACCGCCGCGGAGCCGCCAACUCAGGAGACGUGGACAUUCUCAUCACACGCGACACCGCCGACAGGCUCACGCACGCAGGCAUCCUCUACCGCCUCGUCCACUCUCUGCGCCAGAGUGGUGUAAUAACACACGACUUGUCAUGUCCACACGAUUACUUCGACCUCGAGGCCAAGUGGAUGGGCGUAGGCCGCAUUCCGGGUGGCAAAUACCGUCGGAUCGACAUCCUGACGAUUCCCUUUGAGUACUGGGGAGGCGCGCUGAUAUACUUCACUGGGAACGAGGUUUUUAACCGUUCGCUCAGGCUCUAUGCGCGCAAGCAGGGCUACUCCCUCAAUCAGCGUGGUUUAUUCCGCGGCGUCAUCCGCGACCGAAAGGGCAACAAAACUACAGAAGGGGAGCUUGUUGCCUCUCGCACGGAGGAGGAGAUCUUCGAUGUUCUAGGUAUCCGCUGGCGGCCGCCCCAUCAGCGUCGGCCGUAG